UCUGUUCCACCAACAUAUUUCUACGGUUUUUCUCUCUACGUCUAAACAAUCAAUUUCAAUGGCUUCUUCUUCCACAUCCGAACAAAAGAAGAAGAUACGGCUAAAGAGCGCCGAUAACGAAUUAUUUGACGUCGAUGAAGAUGCUGCUUUACAAUCUGAAACAAUCAAGAAUUUGUUGCAAGAAAUUUCUGGUGAUCAGAUAGUUCCUUUGCCAAAUGUUACCUCAAAAAUUCUGGCUAAAGUCAUUGAGUACUGCUCCAACAUGUGUGAAUUGGACCAAAUAAUUUCAGUCAACAAACAGUGGGAGUCUUUUUUCAAGAACUGUGACCAGGAUACUUUGUUUGAUACUAUUUUGGCUGCAAACUACCUCAGUAUCAAGUCCUUGCUAGACUUAACCUGCAAAUGUGUGGCAGACAUGAUGAAAGGAAAGACACCCGAAGAGAUAAGAGAGAAAUUCCACAUUGUUAAUGAUCUUACACCUGAGGAAGAGGCAAAAAUCAAGGCAGGGAUAUCAUGGGCCUUUGAAUAAGGAAUUGAAGCAGGUUUCAUGUAGUCGUCGAAAAUGGGAUAACUUUUUUGUAGGUCUGCGUAGAUGUUAACAGAGUAGAGGUGUGAAUUGGAUGACGUUUUUGGUUCGACUGUGUAGUAGAUGUUAACAAAGUAGAGGUUGGAAUGUUCAAUGUUGAUGGGAAACACUAGCUAGUAAAAUGUUAGUAGAAAUUGAAGAGAUGUUAAACAGUAUGUGUUUUGUGCUAAAAUUCCUGUUAUG
This is a messenger RNA of Beta vulgaris subsp. vulgaris (sugar beet), 769 nucleotides long. RefSeq names its product SKP1-like protein 1B. Gene Ontology annotation, molecular function: cullin family protein binding. Gene Ontology annotation, cellular component: nucleus; cytoplasm. Gene Ontology annotation, biological process: SCF-dependent proteasomal ubiquitin-dependent protein catabolic process. The record is from RefSeq and is a predicted model, not a curated record. The transcript has 2 exons. Lineage: Eukaryota; Viridiplantae; Streptophyta; Magnoliopsida; Caryophyllales; Amaranthaceae. Bases 59 to 529 code for a protein of 156 amino acids.